AAUUACUUAUCAAAGGAAUGGACAUUUUAACAGGCAUGUGUACAUUUUCACAGCCACUGCAAUUCCUGUUUGUAAAACCCAAAACCAAAAUUAGAAAUAUCAAAUGAUAAAAGAGAUGAUCAACUUGUCCAAUGCCUUUUUCCUUUUGACAUGUCAGUCGUUGAAAAAUGCACUCAGACUCUCACCUGUCUAAAGUUUGACCUGUUUAGCGGGGGGGGGCCCUGCUGUGUUAUUAUGCUCGACCAUGUGGCUGCCGUCACGACGUACAGCAGCCUAUCGGAAUUUCGCCUCCUGUCGUUGUGUCCGCGCAGGCAGCAUCUCAGCCAAAGCUCAGCUGGCUGCUGGCAGACUCCUCAUUCAGCAACCAGCAAGCGCUGAGAGCGAGCGAGCGGCAUGGCAUGGCAGGGGCUUGGGCAGGUGUGGUGAGGGGGUGACGGACCAACCAGACCGUCGUUGUCAUCGCCGGCAGCAGCAGACGCGGAUGCGGUAUCCUCCAGUCCUUGUCCGAGUGAAGACACGCUGCUGCUGAUAAGAGUCACUCACACGCUGAUGAUAAAACGAUGCACCAGUCGCCGCCACCGACCAGGUGUUGGAGCACGGAGCAGGGACGCCGUUAACCUGACAGAAAGUCGACCCGUGUCUGUGCGCUUCUCUCUGGUCCCGUUUGCAGACGAUCGAGAAGAUGCUGAGCCGACUGAUGAGCAGCAGCGUCAGGAGUCUGGACAGGGAAUGCAACUGCACGGUGAGGCUGCUGGACGACUCGGAGUACACCUGCACGAUCCAGGCUGGUUCAUGACGGAUGUGGCUGCGUUUUUGUGCUCUGACGCCUCUCAGGACAGAAGGGCUGCAGAAGCUGCUUUCGUCAGAGAAUUACCUCGAGACGCCAAAGGACAGUACCUGUUUGACCUCAUCUGCCACCACCUCAACCUCCUGGAGAAAGAUUACUUUGGCAUCAGAUAUGUCGAUCCAGACAAACAAAGACACUGGUUGGAGUUUACAAAGUCUAUUGCCAAACAAAUGAAGUCCCAGCCACCUUUCACCAUGUGUUUGCGUGUGAAGUUUUAUCCACCAGACCCCGCUGCUCUGAAAGAGGAAAUCACCAGAUAUCUAGUCUUCCUGCAGGUUAAGCGGGACCUCUACCACGGCCGCCUACUUUGCAAGACAUCAGAUGCGGCUCUGCUAGCUGCCUACAUAUUACAAGCUGAAAUYGGUGAUUACGAUCCUGGGAAACACCCUGAAGGCUAUAGCUCCAAGUUCCAGUUCUUCCCCAAGCACUCGGAGAAAUUGGAGCGGCGAAUUGCUGAGAUUCACAAGACUGAGCUGAUAGGUCAGACUCCUGAAACAUCAGAGCUCAACUUCUUGCAAAAAGCCCAGACUCUUGAGACGUAUGGAGUAGACCCUCAUCCAUGCAAAGAUGUGUCUGGGAAUCCUGCUUUUCUGGCUUUCACUCCGUUUGGAUUCACUGUGCUACAAGGAAACAGGAGGAUCCAUUUUCUGAAAUGGGAGGAGGUAACCAAACUUAAAUUUGAAGCAAAGACAUUCCAUAUAUAUGCAACUCAGAAUGAGGACAGAAAGAUUAUACUUACGUACUUUGCACCCACACCAGAAGCCUGCAAGCAUCUGUGGAAGUGUGGAGUGGAGAACCAGGCCUUCUAUAAAGWCUACAGGCUCCUGCUGUCAGGGGUCAUGCUGUCUAUGUCCCAACUGACGGCAGGGAGGAGGGAACRUGAACUGUGGAACAAGCGGGGAGCAUUCCCUGGCCUUGUCUGUCACUAUCUGACCGCUCUACGAUUCGUCUGUCUCUGCCAGCUUGCUGGGCAAUUUGUGUGRCCAACUGAGCAGAGACAGGAAGGCUUCUCACUUUCCCAUCUACACUCGGAGGUACAAUCUGACUGCAGGAGGAUAAAAUCAGCAGAGGCAACAAGAAGAAAGACAAGGUUAAAAGAAGGCCAGAAGAGUUGCACUGAGGUUCUUUCUUUGAAUAAAAUCAUGGUGAAGUGUCUUAUCCAGAUCAAGACCAAGGUGAACGUUCACCUGCGUAUGAUCAACCAUUGUUAUCGGGAAGUUAAGGUGCGUGUGCUCUCUAUGGGACCCAGACUCCUGGGCAAAGCUCUGGGGGUGCUGCCACUCUUCCCAGCCCUCCCUGGAGGAUCUUCCACYUCAGGGUCUGGUUCUGGGUCAGGACAUAACUCCAAAUCUCCAUCCAGGCUAGCUGUCCCACCCUCCUUUCAUGGUUACAGUCAGCCACAAGCCAACACUGCAGGAUUAGAGUCUCUUCGAGACAGUGCCCACUCCACGCCGGUGCGCUCCGUCUCCCACGGUGACUCGUUCAUGUCCAGCCGGGGCCACCUGGAGGACGGGAGCGAGGCCAGCACGUCAGGAGUGAUCUCCGAUGAGACCUACAGCCCCUCGGACAGCGUGCUGCCCACUCCUGUAGCAGAGCACGGCGUGGAGCUUCCUUCAGCUCGCCAUCUCAACGGCGCACCCUGCAGCAUCGACGAGGAGAAGGAGUCGGAGGCGAGAGCUCUGAAGGAAGGGCAGGCGGGGGAGUUCAGGCCCGGCAGGAAAGCACCACGCACGGUCCGUAGCAGGCCUUCACAAGGCGCCGAUGUAGAGGAUCUUAACAAGUUCGUGUUAAGCGUGCUGCGCCUGUUCCUGGUCACCAUUGGACUGCUGUUCGCCCUGUUGCUGCUGCUCAUCAUGCUGACCGAGUCCGACCUGGACAUAGCCUUCCUGAGGGACAUCCGCAAGACACCAGAGUUCCAGCAGUUUCACUUUGAGUAUUUCUGUCCUCUCCGGCGCUGGUUCGCCUGUAAGCUACGAUGGAUGGGCGGUUUUCUUGUUAGCAAAUGAGGUGAAGUGAGGGAGGAGAGGCCAUGACUUAACACAGACCUCCGGGGGACGAGACGGGGCAGUAAGAGGAAUGCKACAGCUUUGUUUAUAUCGGCUCUGCUUCUCCCAGGAAGGAGCUCCAGUCACAAGCCACAGACUGCCGUGAUUAUAAUGUACGACUAUCACUACAUAUGUAGGGGAAAAAAAAAAA
Messenger RNA from Poecilia reticulata (guppy), 3043 nucleotides. NCBI's taxonomy places the organism in Eukaryota, Metazoa, Chordata, Actinopteri, Cyprinodontiformes, Poeciliidae. The record is from RefSeq and is a predicted model, not a curated record.